CUACCUCUGAGGUAAAAAAGUUUUAAUGAAAUUUUAAUGAAUGUAUAACAAACAAAUGAGUGUUUUAUUUUCAUGUUGCUGAAAAAUUUGGAAAGCGAAAAUAAUUAAAUCACUGGUAGUAGAAUAUAAACAGUCAAUGAAGUAAACAGAACAGUCUUUUAAGUACAGAAAGUGCAACGUGCCGUCACGAAGAACGCGAAGAAUACUUGUUCACGUAUUUACUUCUUGUAGCUUGUAGCUCGUAGCCAUCAUAGCUCUUGAGAGCCCUAAGAAAUAAUUAACGGACAAAGAACUUUGAUGCGGUAAAUUGCUGUGAAAGAUCAGCGUCCUAUCUUUAAGAGCCGCGAUAAGGAUUCGCAUGGCAAUGAGCUGACUUGGAAGAAAGUGAACCGCCACACUCAAGGGGGAGAUCGGACGACGGACGCAAGAGAUUAGGUUAGCGUGCUGGUCAGCUGAUCCAGUGACCGAGCGGUAGUGUAGCCGACACGACGAUUCGUCCUCUGGCAGUUAUUUUUCGGAGGUCAACAGGGGUUCACUGUUGACUCUAAAAGAGAAGGAAAGAAGGCUGCAUCCGUUCAAGUCGUGAUGUGAUAAGCGAGUCUGCAAGCGAGAUAAUCGUUGUGCAAUUAUAUAAUUGUGUACAAUUAAUAUAUUUAUUAUGCGUUUGAUAAUCUGUGAUAACGUGGACGACGUCGCAGAAUGGUCUGCGAAGUAUGUUUUAAAGAGAAUCAAUGAUUUCAAUCCCAAUGAGAACAAGUAUUUUGUUCUCGGUCUCCCUACAGGAGGGACGCCAUUGGGAAUGUACAAAAAGCUCAUAGAAUAUUAUAAACAAGGCAAAAUUUCCUUCAAGUAUGUUAAGACGUUCAAUAUGGACGAAUACGUCGACUUACCAAGGGAUCAUCCAGAGUCUUAUCACUAUUACAUGUACAAUAAUUUUUUUAAAUACAUAGAUAUUGAUCCGAAAAAUGUGCAUAUACUUGACGGAAAUGCAACGGAUCUAAAAAAAGAAUGCGAUAAUUUCGAGAAAAUGAUUAAAGAGGCUGGUGGAAUAGAAUUAUUCAUUGGAGGUAUCGGUCCGGACGGACAUAUAGCUUUCAAUGAGCCAGGUUCGUCGUUAGCUUCUCGCACAAGAGUGAAAACUCUCGCGCAAGAUACUUUGGAAGCCAACGCGAGAUUUUUCGGAAAUGAUAUUAACAAGGUGCCAAAACAAGCGUUAACUGUAGGCGUCGGUACAGUGAUGGACGCUAAAGAAGUAAUGAUUCUUAUUACCGGAUCUCACAAAGCUUUCGCCCUUUACAAAGCCAUAGAGGAAGGCAUUAACCAUAUGUGGACAGUGUCCGCGUUUCAACAACAUCCUCACACGCUCAUAAUCUGUGAUGAAGACGCAACUUUGGAGUUACGCGUAAAAACAGUUAAAUACUUCAAGGCACUCAGUGACGUACAUCGCAAAUUGAUUGAGGAAGAUGGAAAUGCAAUCCCCCGCCGUACAAUGCAAAACAGUUAAAGCGAACUUAUGGGAUAUUCAUAGCAAAUUGAUUGAACAAGACGGCCGACCAAAUUAAAGAUUUUACUAUCAUUGACAGUUUAUGAAAGUUGUAACAGAUUUACAAGGAAAAGAGAAGGGCAGAAAUAAUCGGAAGUUUUAGCGUCCAAAGCUAUAAAUAAAGUGUUUAAGUAUCAGAAGUCAUAUUAUACAAUAUACAUAUAUAUAUGUA
Molecule: messenger RNA, 1715 nt
Organism: Monomorium pharaonis (pharaoh ant)
Lineage: Eukaryota; Metazoa; Arthropoda; Insecta; Hymenoptera; Formicidae
Gene: Oscillin
Product: glucosamine-6-phosphate isomerase-like
Exons: 8
Coding region: 659-1504 (281 amino acids)
Biological process (GO): carbohydrate metabolic process; D-glucosamine catabolic process; N-acetylneuraminate catabolic process
Cellular component (GO): cytoplasm
Molecular function (GO): glucosamine-6-phosphate deaminase activity; identical protein binding
Source: RefSeq, a predicted model, not a curated record